This is a messenger RNA of Spinacia oleracea (spinach), 3671 nucleotides long. RefSeq names its product NAD kinase 2, chloroplastic. Gene Ontology annotation, molecular function: NAD+ kinase activity. The transcript has 8 exons. Gene Ontology annotation, biological process: NADP+ biosynthetic process; NAD+ metabolic process. The coding region runs from base 444 to 3413 and encodes 989 amino acids. The record is from RefSeq and is a predicted model, not a curated record. Lineage: Eukaryota; Viridiplantae; Streptophyta; Magnoliopsida; Caryophyllales; Amaranthaceae.
UGGGCGUGUGGUUGCUGUUCUUCUUUUGUGAUUCCUGCCAAAUCACAUUGUCACCUUCAACCUCUGUAGACAACACUGAAAUCCUCAUCCAAACAAAGACAAUUUCAAAAAAUUAGGAUAAAAUCAGCAGCAUAAGAUUAAGAUGAUAAUAUUGAGGAUGAAAAUGACAUCCAUUUCACGAUUCUCACCCCCAAUUCGUCCUAAACCUCACCCACACCAUUUUAAUCCACACUAUCUUUCUCUCUCCUCUUAUGCCCACCAAAAAUUCAACCAAUCUUUCACUAAUUUCAACUUCAGAAUCACGAAUUACUGAAGAAAUUAAAAUACCCGCAAUUUUUCUUUUGUUCUUCCCAGAUCAUUUGAAUAAAGCAAAACAGAAAAAAAGAUUCAGUUAUUUUUGAUGCUGGUUUUGUGGGGUUUCCUCAGUAGGUGCGGAAAUUGAAAUGAACCACUCUCCAGCAGCAACAAGUACAGCGCCUUCUUUCCAAUUUUACCCUCAUGGGCACUUCAAAUUUGCCGAAUUUAGGCAUGCCCAGAAGCUGUUUGCUGGUUCUCACGGGUUAGUGUUGCAGAGAAAGGAGCUCAAUCGCCUCAAAUUUGUGGUUGCUUCUGAGCUUCCGAGGCCUUUCACGCUGAAUUUUGGUUUGGAUUCUCAGACUUAUCAACCUCAUGAUGUGAGUCAACUGCGUUGGAUUGGUCCUGUUCCUGGAGAUAUUGCAGAGGUGGAGGCUUACUGCAGAAUAUUUAGGGCUGCAGAAGUUCUACACACUACAUUGAUGAGCAUGUUAUGCGAUCCUCUCACUGGUGUCUGUACCGUAUCGUAUGAUUACUCCUCAGAGGUGUUGGAAGACAAGAUAGUGACGGUGCUUGGAUGGAUGAUCUCACUCUUGAAUAAAGGUAGACAAGAUGUUCUUUCUGGAAGGUCAUCACUUAUGACAUCCUUUCGUGUUGAAGAGAUAAAUACUAUGGAGGACAAACUUCCACCACUUGCAACUUUUAGGGGUGAAAUCAAGAGAUGCUGUGAAAGCUUGCAUGUUGCUUUGGAGAAUUAUCUGGAACCUGGAGAUGAUAAACAUCUUGAUGUAUGGAGGAAACUUCAACGCCUAAAAAAUGUAUGCUAUGAUUUGGGUUUCCAACGUGGGCAAGAAUCACCCAGUCAUAUGUUGUUACCCAAUUGGGUACCAGUAUCUAUGUCUACUAGUAAAGAUGACAUAACACCUACAGAUUCUGACGUGGCUUUCUGGAGAGGUGGUCAGGUGACGGAAGAAGGUUUAAAGUGGUUGAUAGACAAAGGAUUCCGCACCAUUGUUGAUCUUAGAGCUGAGGUUGUGAAAGACAAUUUCUAUCAAGCUGCAAUAGAUGAGGCUGUUGGAUCUGGGAAGGUUGAGCUGUUGAAGUUGCCGGUUGAGAUUGGAACUGCACCUUCAAUGGAGCAGAUUGAAAAAAUCGCAUCUUUGGUAUCUGAUCCUACAAGGAGGCCCCUAUAUCUUCAUAGUAAAGAAGGUGUGUGGAGGACAUCAGGUGUGGUUUCAAGAUGGAGGCAGUAUAUGGCCCGCUAUGAGGUUGUUUCCAGUAGUCCAAUUCCUGUUAAUGGAACCUUAUUGCAAGAAACCGAUGGACUGUCUUCAAUCGAUGCACUUUCAAGUGUAAAUACAGAGAAACAUUUGAAGGAUGGGAAUUCUCUGCUGCCUAAUGGGGUGUUGCAUAAUGAAGAUUUUGUAGUUUCUGAAAAAAAUGUUCAGCAAACCAAGGGGGGCAGCAAUGAUGACACCACUAACAGUGAUUGUGUGCCAUCGACUGAAGUAAAUUCAAGUAUGUUAGAGUCUUUUACUGGUGCGAAUAUUAACCCUUUCAAGUCACAGCUUCCCCCAAACAAUGUCUUGUCUAGAAAAGAAAUGUCCAAAUAUUUUGGAAUCAGAAAGAUCUCCCCUUCCACUUUUGCUAGUUCUCGACGGAGGAAGCCAGAGUUGCUUCCUUCUCCGAAAGAAACACGUACAAGUAGCAGUGAGAAAAUGGAGCAAGUUAGAAAGGAGUCUCAGAGGUCAAAUGUGUCAUCGGGUGGCAAGGAUCCCCCUUUGAGUGAUCAACAGAUAGCCACAGGCAACAGUAAUGCCCUAGCUAACACCAAUUACACCACUAGUGGUACAAUUGUUAAUGGAGCUAGGCCUCCUUUUGUGAGUAAUGUUGGUUUAGCUAGUGUAACAAAUAAAAAGUUGGACAAGGACACAUCUAAAGCUAUUAAGCCUGGUCAGAAGAAUAACGGUCAUUUCUCUGUAGUUCCAGGAGAUAAGGGUGUUGAGGUAAUUGAGGGAAACAUGUGUGCUUCAGCAACUGGUGUUGUAAGGAUACAGUCAAGAAAAAAAGCUGAGAUGUUCCUUGUACGCACGGAUGGAUUCUCUUGUACAAGAGAAAAGGUGACAGAAUCCUCACUUGCAUUUACUCACCCAAGUACACAGCAGCAGAUGCUUAUGUGGAAAUCUACACCUAAGACCGUCUUAUUACUGAAGAAACUUGGGCCAGAACUUAUGGAACAGGCUAAAGAGGUUGCUUCGUUCAUGUAUCAUCAAGAAAAAAUGAACGUUCUUGUUGAGCCAGAUGUGCAUGAUAUAUUUGCAAGAAUACCCGGGUUUGGUUUUGUUCAAACGUUUUAUGGCCAAGAUAGCAGUGAUCUCCAUGAAAAGGUUGAUUUUGUUGCUUGUCUUGGAGGUGAUGGGGUGAUUCUCCAUGCAUCAAAUAUAUUUAGAGGUGCCGUGCCUCCAGUGGUGUCAUUUAACCUUGGAUCUCUUGGCUUUCUCACUUCUCAUAGUUUUGACGACUAUAAACAAGACCUAAGACAAGUUAUUCAUGGAAACAAUACUACAGAUGGUGUUUAUAUAACACUGAGGAUGCGACUUCGAUGUGAGGUUUUUCGGAAUGGCAAGGCAAUGCCUGGUAAAAUCUUUGAUGUGUUAAAUGAGGUCGUGGUUGAUCGCGGUUCCAAUCCUUAUCUGUCGAAAAUUGAGUGUUAUGAGCAUGAUCGACUCAUAACCAAGGUCCAAGGUGAUGGUAUCAUUGUUGCAACACCUACUGGAAGCACAGCAUAUUCAACAGCUGCAGGAGGUUCCAUGGUUCAUCCAAAUGUUCCCUGCAUGUUGUUUACCCCUAUUUGCCCACACUCUCUUUCAUUUAGGCCGGUGAUACUCCCAGAUUCUGCGCGGCUGGAAUUGAAGGUUCCUGACGACGCAAGAAGCAAUGCUUGGGUAUCCUUUGAUGGUAAAAGAAGGCAACAACUUUCUCGAGGAGACUCGGUGCGAAUAUCAAUGAGUCAACAUCCGCUCCCAACAGUCAACAAGGCAGAUCAAACUGGCGAUUGGUUCCACAGUUUGAUUCGUUGUCUAAACUGGAACGAGAGGCAAGAUCAGAAGGCCCUUUGAAGCAGUCUCCAAAAUUUUGUGGUGACUUGACACAGGUUCAUGUAAAUUGCUGUACAUACCCUUUUAAUCUUUUAUUAAAUUAUAGUCUGCAAAUAUCAUAAUUAUAGGGUUUAACAAUACCAUUCAUUCCCUACUUUGGCAUCCAACGUAAAGUUACUGGAAGCCAUGUCAUUUAUUUUCUCCAUUAUUUUCUGAAAGUUCAUACUGUAUACUGUAUCAGUUCAUAUAUAAUAAAAGAACUCAAAGAGUUAGCAUUCA